Messenger RNA from Neoarius graeffei (lesser salmon catfish), 4801 nucleotides. RefSeq names its product sp4 transcription factor (gene sp4). Lineage: Eukaryota; Metazoa; Chordata; Actinopteri; Siluriformes; Ariidae. The record is from RefSeq and is a predicted model, not a curated record. Gene Ontology annotation, molecular function: RNA polymerase II cis-regulatory region sequence-specific DNA binding; DNA-binding transcription factor activity, RNA polymerase II-specific. Gene Ontology annotation, biological process: regulation of transcription by RNA polymerase II. Bases 555 to 2804 code for a protein of 749 amino acids. The transcript has 6 exons.
AGUUGGUGUUGAAGGAGAAAAUAAGGGGGAAAAUAAAUAAAAAGGUGAUUGGGAUAAAUAUGGGGAUAGAGUAAGUGUAUAAAAAGAGGGGGGAUUUAAAGAGAGGUUGAAUUAUUUUUUUCGGACUUGAGAUUUAAAUAAAAGUGGGAGGAGCUUCGGAAAGACACACACACACGCACGCAGGCAUAGAGUGAGUGUUAAGUUGGGUUUUGGAUGCGUUUCGGUGGAAAUCGGUUUUAUUCUCAGUGGGAGGAAACCAAAACAGUGAAGGUAAAGUGCAGAUUUUUUUUUAUUCUGGACAGCUGGGGUAAUUUUAGCAGGGUGGGAUUGUAGUGGCCGCGGUUGGCACCGCCCUUCCUGGCGGGUGGGUCUGAGUGAGCUCGCCUUGCCUCGCCUCGCCUCGGCUCUCCGGUGGAUGUGCGGCGCAGCGCAGCAGCAGCAGCCAUUCGUGGGGAAAAAUAGGCCGUCCUUCUCCGGGCCUUCAGCCUGCCUCUGCCUCCACAGCGUCCGGCCUUUUUUUCGUUAACAACUCCUCUCCGGUUUAUUAAUGCGGGAUGAGUGAUCAAAAGAAAGAAGUCAUGGCGACAGACGGAGGGAAAUCAGGUGGUGGUGGUGAAAAGGGCAAUAAAGGAAAAACAUCAUCACAGGAUGCACAGCCAUCUCCUCUCGCUCUGCUUGCAGCCACAUGCAGUAAAAUAGGCGGCGUGGGCGGGGAGGGGCAGGCCGGCGUGCCGCAGCAGAUCAUCAUCGACCCCAGCCAAGGGUUAGUGCAGCUCCAGAACACCCCUCAGCAGCUGGAGCUUCUCCCGGCUCAGUUCACAGGAAACGGCUGGCAGAUCAUCGCCGCUUCACCUGCCACAGCUACUACAACCAUAACCAAGGACAACACACAGGCUACCAGCGUGGCCACAGUUACAACCGGGACUAGUGUCGUCCCCAUCGAUGCUACACCCGGGCGAAAGGUUAAAUCAGCUGGUGUGAACAAUACAACAGUCGCACAACAGCAGCAAUUUCAGAUCAUCCAGGUCCAAAACAUGCCUAAUUCUACAGGAGGGAUCCAGUAUCAGGUGAUCCCACACUUACAGACGGCCGACGGUCAGCAGAUCCAGAUAAACCCCAGCAAUCCAACCACUUUAAGCGUCCAGCCUGAGCAGAUUCAACUCAUUAACGCUGCUAACAACCAAGCCAUCCUGGCCACGCCUCCAAGAGCCACGUCAGCCAAUGUAGUUUCCCAGAAUGUCACAAAUCAGGCUAUCCCUGUGCAGAUUCGUCCCUCAUUUCCACUCCAGCUGCAGACUAUUCAGGGCACGCAAGCCCCCGUGGUCACUACGAUACCGAUAAAUAUUGGUGGCGUCACUUUGGCUCUGCCCGUCAUCAACAACGUGGCGGCAGGAGGAGGAUCGGUGCAGCUGCUCCAGUCAAAUGACAUGAACGUAGCGAACGGCAGCCAAUUGAUCACCACCAGCGUGGACUCUACAUCCGGGACCACCAGCUUGACCACGUCAGGGGGCGGAGACUCCAUCUCUGCAGAUGCCACAGCCUUAACGUCAGUGUCCAUGACAUCUGAUGCAAGUGCAGAGGGGCAAAAAGACAUACGGGCCCAGGGGGGCGAUUCUGAAAGCCAGAACACGGCUCAGUCCAACGGGCUGCAGGUGUCCGAGCAGCAGGCCCAGGUGCAGCAGUUCCACAUCCUCAGUCACCCAGUGCUGCAGCAGAUCCAGAUCCAGCAGCCACAGCAGCAGACGCAGGCGCAGGCACAACAGCAGCUGGUCCAGGGCUCCAUCCAGUUGCAGCCGGCUCAGACGCUGCAGCCGCUCCAACAGAACGUACAGCUGCAGGCCUUCCAGAACCCGGCGCAGGUCCUGAUCCGGGCGCCCACGCUCACACCAACCGGCCAGAUCAGCUGGCAAACGGUGCAGGUACAGAACACAGGUGUGGCUCAGCAACUCACACUGGCUCCUGUAGCCUCCAGUCCGAGCGGCGGUGCUUUCACGCAGAUCGCUCCUCUCGCCAUCGGAGGAACGCCCAUCACGCUGAACACGGCCCAGCUGGCCUCGGGGACGGGCGUACAGACGGUCAACAUUGCAGGGCUGAGCACUGCAGGGGUCCAGGUGCAGGGUGUCCCACUUACCAUCGCCGGGGUGCAGGGCCAGCAACAGGGUCAGGAAGGUGUUAAGGUCCAGCCCGGCCCGGUGACCGUCACUGUGGGGAACUUGUCCAACACCACUCUGAACGCCGUGAGUCCGGAGCAGCUGGGUCAGGCACAGAGUCCCUCAGAGCAGGAGGGGCAACCAAGCAAGAGGCUGCGCAGGGUGGCCUGCUCCUGCCCCAACUGCAGAGACGGAGAGGGCAGAAACAACAACGACCCGUCGAAAAAGAAGCAGCACGUGUGUCACAUGGAGGGUUGCGGGAAAGUCUACGGCAAGACGUCUCACCUGCGAGCUCACCUGCGCUGGCACACCGGAGAGAGGCCCUUCGUCUGCAACUGGAUCUUCUGUGGAAAACGUUUCACAAGGAGCGACGAGCUUCAGCGGCACCGCAGGACACACACGGGUGAGAAGAGAUUCGAGUGUCCGGAAUGUUCCAAGAGAUUCAUGAGGAGCGACCACCUGUCGAAGCACAUCAAAACUCACCAGGGCAAAAAAGGAGGCGCUGCGCUGGCCAUCCUCACCACCGAGGACAUGGAGGACGAGGUCGAGGAGGCACUGGGCUCGCCCAGGAUCGUCACGGUCGCCUCCAUCUCACAGGAUUCCAACCCAGCCACGCCCACAACGUCUAACAACCUGGAGGAGGAGUUCGAGUAGCUCGGGGUCCGAACCCUCCAUUCAAAGCACCAUGUUCUAGAUCAGCUUUUAGUUGUCUGUCUUUUGUUUGUUCAUAAUUUUUUUUUUUUCUUGUUCCUUCGAGAACGGACAGCUCUUGGAGUGCAUCAGCUUUUGAGAUUUUUCAUAUGAAAAUGUAAAAAAAUGAUAUAAUAGAAAAGAAUCUAAAGCUUAUGAAUUUACCAUUUGGAUUUUAAAGAGACAUACAGCGAUUAUUGGAGAUGAAAUGAGAUGAGAUGUCAGAGAGUGUUUUAUUUACAGGAGCACGAGGAGGGAUCUGUGGUUUCCAGUACGCAAAUCCACUAUGAAGAGUCUUCUUUUUUUUUUUUCUCUUUUCUCCUGUAGGAUUAAAUUGUCUCUAUGCACAAAAUUGUACAUCUUUUCUCAAAUUAUGGAUUGACUUCUUAUUGUGAGGAGUGGGGGAGGUGUAAAUGUAGGUUUUUAAUGUAAAGUAGAUUUCUUUUUUUUUUUUUUUUAAUGCAGUCAGACGAGAUUUGGGACUGAACACGUCGACGUCUAGACGCCGUUCGACACCGAGUCGAUCUCUUAAGCAUCACAUCAGCGUCAGACGACUGUUCAGCGCCACGCUAUUAGACCUUCAACAAUGUUUAUGCAGAUCUCGAGCAAACCUAUGAAAGAAAGGAAGGAGAGAGGACAAGAAAGACAGACAGAACCUGACACAGUGAAAAGCGUCCUAAAAAGCACAAAUUGAAAUGAAAUGAUACCGAUAGAUUUAUAUUUAAAAAAAAAAAAAAACAGAUGAUAUGAUUAUGAUAUGAAACAUUCCUACGUAUAUGAGUAGAAGGAUGAUGCUGGGAGGCAGGAGAAGAAGGAAAAAAAAAAUCCACAAGAGGCAAAUUUGGCUUCCUGAUAUUUGCUACGUGAAAUGAAAGCAAUACUAUAAAGACAAUCCUUUGUGAAACCAUGUUUACAUUAAAUCGAAGGCAGAGUAGAUUUUCUUUAAUUGAGAAGUGAAAAGGGAAACGACCGCGAACAGCCUAAAGGUCUUUUUUUUGCAUUUCAAAAGUCAUAUGAACUGUCCUACAAUGCCUUAACUCUGAGCGAUGAGCGAGAGGCUCAUGUCGGGGGAGGGGGUGGGAGGGUGAGGAGAAGCGGGUCUUUCGACGAAGGGACGAUAAUUUCGUGUACAGUUGCACACAGCUGACCACAUGCUUCUUUUCUAUUCUAGUAAACACUGUGGCCAGUAAAGAGACGUCUUUUUUUUUUUUUUUUUUCCCCCCCCCUCUCUCUUUUUAAAUCUCCAUUCGAUUUCUGAGCGACGUCACUUUUUUAUUUUUUGGGUGUUUUUUUUUUUUUUUUUUUUUUUGCGCUCCUACGUUAAUUCCUCCUCCCGUUAGAUUAACAACAUCAUAUUCAUAGUGUCAGUGCCAUUAAAGACGUCCGCUUCUUGAAUCAUUGUAGAUCUGCGGCCACCUGCUCGGCCUCUCAAGCUCUCGUUGCUCAGUUUGAUGUUCGAAAAUGUGUCUGGUGGCGUUUUAUUAUUAUUUUAUUUCUUUUUUUUUUAAUUUGUGGAAAUUGAAUUUGUGAAUUCUCCUUUCCCCCCCCCCCCUUUUUUUUCCUCCUUAUUCUUAUGUCCUUUCCUUUCCCUUUCCUUCCCUGGUUCGUAUCUGUUACCACAGACUGUCUAUUAUCCCUAAUUUAUUAUUUAUCCUUAUUUCUUCAAUAUUUGCCCUUUUCAAGUUGCUGAUGUGUAUCGUACGCUGUUGAGUCAGAGAUUACGUGCAGCAUGUUGUUGUUGUUAUUGUUAUUAUUAUUAUUAUUAUUAUUAUUAUUCCCCUCUGUUAUAAGCAAUGAUUGAUUUAUUUCUACUCGUGGUCCUUUUUAUAAACAUAACCAUAGCUUUUUAAUUUAUACAAAUCAACAACUUCUCUCACAACAUAACAUAUUUCAGAAGAUUUAAAAAAAAAAAAAAGUUGAAAAAAAAUUAAUUAAUAUGAAUGGUUGAUACCAAACAAUUU